GUACCUGUUCUCUCAGUUCAUGAUUAACCCUAACCAUAACUAGUCUGUAAGCCGUCUCAAAGCUGGAUAAUAUCUGCUGAUAAAGCCUUUGACCUUGAGCGUCUCAGCCAAUCGCAGCGGCGCACAUGCGUCCGUCAGCCUCCAUCCUUUAUUCUUCAUUCACUGCUGGAGAUUCAGAGGAAGGGAAAGACACGAUCGUCCAACACUAUGAUUUCUCCGGACGGAUGACGCCUGACCCUCAUCACGGCCUGUGAACAGACUCUCAUCCGGAUGUUAUGGAUAAGAGCGUGAUGCCCAGACCGCAUGAGCCUCCUCUGCUGCCCCCCUCUGGAGAGGAGGAAGUUUUCUUCAAGAAUUACAUCCCACCUGCUCGAGACGCCAUCCAUCUGCCCAUCCACAUCUUCUACAUCAUCCUCGCCUCCAUCAUCAUAGUGACGACGCUCUACGCCAUCAUCGGGCACCUCAUCAAAGACCUGAUACACGACUUAGCCGACUAUUUGUUCGGCCAGCAGCCGGAGGAGGUGCCGAUCAACCUGUGCGAGACCAAAGACAAAUUCAUGGCCGACUGGUGUCCGGAGACCAGCCCGGAGCUGGAGGAGAUGGCCCGCGCCGAGGAGAUCCGGGUGGUGAUGGAGGGCGCCAGGUACACCCCGGCCAUAUGGAUCAUCUCCGACGGGAUCGAGCCCAGAGCGCCACGCAGCAGCCCGCGGGUCGCAUUUGGCAAGAACGUAUAGGGUGCAGCUUCUACAGGACGACAGGAUGAGGACACUUAUGAGAAGCAGAAACUGAGAGUUGAGCAGAAAUCAGACUCACAGACAGGAGAACUGCAGCACUGACACACCCUCAUCCAUCACCUGAGCACAAACAGCAAUAUAUUUCAACACAGGUGACUAAUGUUCGGGUUUACAGUGACUGUGCAUCAGUUGUGCUGCUGGUCUCUGCUGGUACUCCAACUUCCCAGAUUCAUUUGCUCUAAAACAGUGGCUUUCAGUCCUCAUCCUGGAGACCCUCCGUUAGUUUGUUUGGGCCAAAAAUGAGCCCUAAGCUAAUGAGCUGAUGAUCUGAAUCAGGUGUUUUAAAAAGGAAGACAUGCAAUUCGGGUCCCCAUCAGCAGAACUGAAAAACACAGCUCUCUGAGUCUCAAACUGAGAUGUGAAGAGCGCCAUCUGGUGGAAACACAGCACGACUCCAGCAAUCUGCACGAUUUAAAGAAGUCCACUUCCAAAACAAAGAUUCACAUAUAAUGUAGUCACCCCCUUGUCAUCCAAGAUGUUCAUGUCUUUCUUUCUUCCAUCGUGAAGAGAUUAUGUUUUUUGAGAAAAACAUUUCAGGAUUUUUCUCCAUAUAAUGGACUGAUGUGGUGCCCCGAUUUUGAACUUCCAAAAUACAGUUUAAAUGCAGCUUCAAACGAUCACAAAUGCGGUUGUAAACGAUCCCAGACGAGGAAGAAGGGUCUUAUCUAG
Labeo rohita (rohu) is the source of this 1463-nucleotide messenger RNA. RefSeq lists its product as uncharacterized. The coding region runs from base 276 to 734 and encodes 152 amino acids. Lineage: Eukaryota; Metazoa; Chordata; Actinopteri; Cypriniformes; Cyprinidae. The transcript has 3 exons. The record is from RefSeq and is a predicted model, not a curated record.